Molecule: messenger RNA, 2157 nt
Organism: Pocillopora damicornis (cauliflower coral)
Lineage: Eukaryota; Metazoa; Cnidaria; Anthozoa; Scleractinia; Pocilloporidae
Source: RefSeq, a predicted model, not a curated record
AGCAUUGAAGUUUUCCUUUGAGACAUCUGCCGCUGCUUGGUCAAAAACAUCCAGAUUAGUUCCUUUUUAUCUUCAUUGAAGGUCUUACGGCUUUGAUAUAAUUUUUUGUACGACUGAUGAUGCUUGGUAAUUUGUGAAGCGUAGAAAAGCUUUAAUGGGCUGGAAUAAUGGCACGCUAAAGCAACUUUCAUUUUUAAUGAUUUUGAUGGUUUUGAUUAGUGUUUUGAGGACAACAAAGUGGAAAGGAUGUAGCUUCAUCAGUUUAAUAGUAACCGAGGAAGUUUGUUCAUUCAACUGCGGAAUCUCUUAGGCUAUUUACUCUCGUAUUUGUUAGUGUAGGUCUUAUUUAGGCGAUGUGGAAUGACCCUUGUAAUUCCCAUGACAAAUUUGUGGUCGUUUACGAUGGAAGAUCAGUGUUUGGACGAAGACGAAACAUUCCUGUCUGAAGAAUGGGAAACUCAAUCCGAAGAACUUAAUUUUCUUUGUACGAACCCAGGGGAGAAAGAUAUAUAUCGGAUCAAAGAGAGAGGAAUCAAAAGGAAAGAGUCCAGCAAAGUUGUCGUAGAAAGCGAAAGCUCUGUUGUAUCACUUGUUGAUCAACGUCGCUUUAUAUUACAAGUCACUUUUGAAAAGUUGCGUCGAUUAGAAGAUCCUGAAGCUUGUCUCAGGCGUACAGUUUUAAUAAACAAUACCUUGAAGAUGCUUCACAAGCAGAUCUACGCAGAAGAAAACCCGUUUGUUUGCGGCAGUGUAAUAACUCUACAGCCACCGGAGGCGACCACGAGAGAGGAUUCUUCGCCGCCACAUCCUAAAGUGAUAAGAUUAAGUUUUGACAACAACGUGGCGACGGGUGAUUCCAGGACAAAUUGUGUUGAAAACUCUUCAUCGUUAAUGGCCAAUGACAACUUGCGUGGUAGUUGUACAAUUUCUGAAUCUUUCCCGGAGGACGUAGACGACGAUGUGUUCGAAGAUGCCGAAGAAAUUGCUUGCGAUAGGGAAUCCUUGUUCGGCGAACUGGACAGUGUUUUUCAUAGCUACAUAUGUGCCUUGGAGACGUGAGUCUGAAAUUUUUAGAUACUUUUGGAAAUCGCAAAUGUUUGUAAAACUUUUGUUUAUUGCACCUUGGAGUUAUUUUAAUUUAUAGAACCUCCAAGGUCAACAUAUAUUUAUAUUAUACGUAUUGUACAAAGAGCAGAUUAUGUCGAUUAGUACAUAAGAUAUCGCAGAUUGUCGAUCGAAUAAGGAGAUAUUUUAUGUAUAAAUGGAAAAUUAACUUAAUCAAAUCAGCCAUUAGUAAGUUAUGAAGCCACAGUGAAUAUUUGUGCCGAACGUUUUGUACAAAAUCACAAUUUGUAUACCCUUGUAACAUAGAGAUCUGGUUUAAACGUAGUUCUUUGUGUUGAUGUUAUGACACACGCGAUAUAUCAAAAGAUUUAACCUUUAAUUUGGUAAUGAACAACGCACUUAACUUCGGAAGGAGGUUUAUCUGUGAAACUAGAAAGGAAAUCAAUGCUUUUUUCUCUCGCUAUGUUUGAACUAAAACAUGGAAAGGUAACACUUUUCUGCGUGGACAUAGCUGCUGCAUUUAAUUCCUGUAUGUGAGGUCACAACCUUCAUGGAGUUUUAAACUACGCCAAAAAUGUAAAUUGAAAAAAGAUCACGACUUCAAACCCAACAAUUCAUUCUCAUUUAUUCAGUAAUGGCUCAGUAAUAUUUUAUCGAUUGAGGGUUAAAUUUUUUUGUUGCAUUGCAAUCAACGGCUGCAUGGCACUUGUUCUUACAUUUGUUUCAAUUCAAGAACACAAUCUUGAUAUGUAGCGUUAUAUUUACUUCUAGAUGACCGUUUUACAUGUCUGUAGACACUGGCACUACUGGAAAACAGGAUACACUCCUGUAUACAGGUCGUUUCCUUUACCUUAUAAUACCAAAUUAGGCUACACACACAUGUAGCUAUGGACAGAGUCUUCUCUGCAGUGAUAAAAUCAACACUCGAUUUUACAUCACACCUAAAAUGUCUAAACUUUUUCGGAGGAAUUGUUACUGAAAGUGGCUUUUUUUAUCACGACAUUGUUUCCUUGGAAUGUUAUCAAUAGCAGUGUUAUUAUGUUUGUUUCUUCUGUCACAUGUGGUUUAAAAACUCAUCUGAAUAUAUUGACA